Molecule: messenger RNA, 2473 nt
Organism: Annulohypoxylon maeteangense
Lineage: Eukaryota; Fungi; Ascomycota; Sordariomycetes; Xylariales; Hypoxylaceae
Product: Calcium/proton exchanger
Exons: 7
Coding region: 485-2026 (513 amino acids)
Biological process (GO): calcium ion transmembrane transport; intracellular calcium ion homeostasis
Cellular component (GO): fungal-type vacuole membrane
Molecular function (GO): calcium:proton antiporter activity
Source: RefSeq, a predicted model, not a curated record
UCCGCCUAGAAACGUUGUUUUGAUUUUAGCAUUUUAGUAACCCCCCCUUAAGUCUCAUCUCCCUUUUCGAGAGGGCGGAAAAGAAAAAAAAACAAAGACUCAGGUCCUGGUAGCUAGCUCUCGGCCGUCUGCGCCUCAAUUUCUGCACAUUAUAUUUUUUUUCAGUUCGUUGCUUUCGGGGGAAACCCAAUUGAGUCCCAAUGGUGUGUAAGUACAGAUGACAUCUUCUUUCUUCGGGCUGGAUCUCCUUUCGAUAUACCACAUCUAUACCAACCUAUACAUACAUUUACCCAAUUGCAUGCCCGAUUAUUAGUCAGAACCCUUUUUCCCAUCCCAAUUCCUCUCCAUUUUCUCUUUAGAUCUCGUCCCUUUUUUGGUGUUCGCUACGUCCCGUAGGGCAUGUGGUGUUUUGUCGCCACCGAUAUACAUCGACGGACGACCGGACUUUCAGGUUAUUUUUGUUGGCUAACGAUGACGCGCAACGAUGGCUCGCGAUUUAGUCAAUUUACCCAGCUUUCACGAUCAAAUCCGCAAGACGGUAACGGGCUUGACGGUUAGUAGUCAUGGCCAUCACGAGAAUGGAGAAGCGCACGAAGGUACGCCUUUAAUAGGAAAUGGCAAUGGAAAUGGAAAUGGAAGUAUUAGCCAGAACGGGCAUGGACACGGACACAGCGACAUGUGGGAGUUCUUAUUCAAUUCGCACUACACCCCAGGUGCCGACAAUCCGAAGCCAUGGGUGAAGUAUCCAGCGCACGUAUGGCACAUCACUAAGGCCACUUUAUUGAGCAGUCCGGUCAAUAUUCUCCUCGUCGCCGUACCGAUCGGUAUUAUCGCUGGUCAGACAGGAUGGGACCCCGUCGCCGUCUUCGUCAUAAACUUUUUCGCCAUUAUUCCUUUAGCCGCCGUAUUGUCAUUUGCGACCGAGGAAAUAUCCGCAAAGUUGGGCGAGGCUCUUGGUGGAUUGCUCAACGCUACUUUCGGCAAUGCGGUGGAGUUGAUCGUUAGCAUAAUCGCAUUAAGAGACAGACAGAUAGAGGUCGUAAAGUCGUCCAUGAUUGGUUCGAUCCUAUCGAAUCUACUCCUCGUCAUGGGCAUGUGCUUCUUCUUUGGUGGUAUCGCCAACAUGAGGGACGACGAGGGUCAUGGUCAGGAACAAAGCUUCCAGACCAUCACUGCCCAGACAACCGCUUCUUUGAUGACCCUGUCUGCUGCUUCCAUGAUUCUCCCCGGAACCUUAUUCAUGAUUAUCAACGAUAGCGACAAAGGCGACGACGGCGAGCGCAACGAUAUCGUACUUUCACUCUCUCGCGGCACCGCUAUUAUUCUACUAUUUCUCUACGUUUUAUAUCUAUUUUUCCAGCUGAGAACGCAUCAUAAGCUCUUUAGCGCUGAGUCGGGUGUGAUCGAGUCGGAAUCGACACAGAACGAAUCCCAGCUACCUGCAGAAGCUUCGGCUGCAAAUGUGCGACCGGCAGUCCAGGAUUCCUGCGAAGAGGAGGAAGUUCACAUGAGCCCGUAUUCCGCCGCCGCCGUCCUCAUCGUCACAACUGUCCUGGUCUCUAUCUGCGCCGACUAUCUUGUAGAAAGCAUCGAUGCGCUAGUGGAACGCGCGCAAAUUAGUCGAAGCUUCAUCGGUCUUAUUCUAAUUCCGAUCGUGGGCAAUGCAGCGGAGCACGUUACUGCUGUCGUUGUAGCGGUUAAGAACAAGAUGGAUCUUGCUAUGGGAGUUGCUAUCGGCUCCAGUAUCCAGAUCGCCCUGUUCGUAACGCCAUUCCUCGUCGUCCUUGGAUGGGUUAUGGACAGAGAGAUGGAUCUUCAUUUCGAGACUUUUGAAACUGUGUCAUUCGCAUUGGCUGUGCUGGUCGUGAUCUAUACGGUUCAAGACGGAAAAUCCAAUUACCUUGAGGGCGCAAUGUUGAUGGCCCUCUACAUCAUCAUCGCCUUAGCAUUCUUCGUCACUCCUAGCCAAUACUUUAACACUGACUGGGUUGUCGGUAAGCUGAGCAGUGUGGUUGGGUCGACAUAAAUACAAGGGUUCUCAUUCGCAUUCCACCCUUGAUGGGCGGAUAAGCUGCGCGCAUGGGCGCGUAACGCUUCACGAUUCUACGUUCGAUUGCUCGACACUUUCCAAUACCCCCUGGCAUUGUGGCCGGAGUGUGCAGUGCUAUCAACAGCACUUAAUUUCAUUUUUCCGAAGCAGUGUUCUUAUUAUAGACACUAGGUAGUCAUUUCGGCGAUUUUCUUUGUCUUCGUCAGUGUAUAGUAUAGUAAGUGGUGAGGGUCAGGUCGAAAAAAAGAAGUGCGUUAUCCACUAGAAGUUUGGUGGUUUCUGCGGUAGUAGGGUUACAGAGCAUAGGUACCUAGGUAUAUAGGGCUUUCAUAAACGGAGCAAUAGAUGAGAUGUAUUUCUAUUUACGAAGAUUGUGCGUAUUGUAUAUAGACAUCUAACCUAACAAAAUUAAUGUUUUCUUGA